Dinoponera quadriceps is the source of this 1546-nucleotide messenger RNA. RefSeq names its product ras-related protein Rab-1A (gene Rab1). The record is from RefSeq and is a predicted model, not a curated record. The transcript is spliced from 4 exons. The coding region runs from base 230 to 850 and encodes 206 amino acids. Gene Ontology annotation, molecular function: GTP binding; GTPase activity. Lineage: Eukaryota; Metazoa; Arthropoda; Insecta; Hymenoptera; Formicidae.
GUCAAUGGUGGACGUCUCAUUCGCUGGUUUGGGAGGAGUUGCCGUGACCGCCAUUGUUACAGCUCCGUCGUCGUAUUACACAGAGCCGUGAAUCCGCGCUUUCCCCGUGGGCGCGCAUCGUGGAAUUGCGAACUACCGAGGAGCGGUCACAGCCCUGGGCCCGAUAUUCUCCGCGCGUGCCGUUAAUCCAACGACGAGCCGUCAGCCGAACGCGUUCUCACGGCGUAGCAUGUCCACGAUGAAUCCCGAAUACGAUUACCUGUUUAAAUUACUACUAAUCGGGGACUCCGGCGUCGGCAAAUCGUGUUUGCUGCUGCGCUUCGCCGAUGACACAUACACGGAGAGUUAUAUCAGCACCAUCGGCGUAGACUUUAAGAUCCGCACCAUCGAUCUAGAUGGGAAGACGAUAAAGCUGCAGAUCUGGGAUACGGCGGGUCAGGAACGGUUCAGGACAAUCACGAGUUCGUAUUACCGCGGUGCCCACGGUAUCAUCGUUGUUUACGACUGCACGGAUCAGGAGACUUUCAACAAUGUAAAACAGUGGUUGGAGGAGAUUGACCGUUACGCAUGUGACAACGUCAAUAAGCUCCUAGUCGGCAACAAAUGUGAUUUACACACGAAAAAAGUGGUCGACUACACAACGGCCAAGGAAUAUGCGGAUCAGCUCGGUAUACCGUUCUUGGAAACCUCGGCGAAGAAUGCGAUGAACGUAGAGCAAGCUUUUAUGACAAUGGCCGCGGAAAUCAAACUCAGAGUGGGCCCACCAUCGAGCGGAGCGAGCGAUCCGGCCAACAAGGUGAAAAUAGAGCACGGACGUCCAAUCGAAUCCUCGAAGUCGAGCUGCUGCUGAGAACUGUAUUUUGCGUCCCUCUAACCAAAAAACAUCUAACGGUUUGCGGUCCGGGUACUGCGGAAAAUAAACUUAUUACCGGAGAGCAUAAGAGCGCGUACAUGGAAGUUUCAGUUUAUACCAACAGACAGAGGAAGGAAGAAAAAUGCAAAAAGAAAAAAAAUCCUACAUACAAAACACACAUUAUACACACACACACACAUACACUCACGCACACACACACUCUCUCUCUCUCAUGGACCAUCGUCAACUCCUGUCGCGCGGAGUUGCACAAAGUCUCUUCGCCUGACCUUUUCUCUUUCCUCUUCUACUUCUUUUUUGUUGUAGUUAAUCUUACCGAGGGAGAAAGGACGCGACGAUUGCUCGACGCUAUUCGUAAUAGCAUAAAGAAAAAAAAAACUUCGACUUUAGAUAAAUUCGUCGAAUUAGCAUCGAUCUUAAACGUCUUUAUCGAGUGCGUGCGUGUCUGCCUGCGUGCGUGCGUGCGUGCGUGCGUGCGCACGUACGUACUCAAGUGCGCAACAAGGGACGACCCGAGAAUCUUGAGAAGAUUAAGUCGAAUACCAUUGUGUACGGUGGUUAUAAAGUGUAAGCACUUUGAUUUCUGUUUCUUUUGUUUUCUCUCUUCUUUUUUUUUUUAGCCUAAUUGUAAUGUGUACAAUUGAAGUAUAUGUAUGCGUUUCGGCCAUGCUACGA